AUGGAAAAACUGCUUUUGUUUCUGCUGUUCAUUGGCAUAGCAGUGAGAGCUCAGAUCUGCCCAAAGCGCUGCGUUUGUCAGAUUUUGUCUCCAAACCUUGCGACCCUUUGUGCCAAGAAAGGGCUCUUAUUUGUUCCACCAAACAUUGACAGGAGGACCGUGGAAUUACGGCUGGCAGACAACUUUGUUACAAAUAUCAAGAGGAAAGACUUUGCCAAUAUGACCAGCCUGGUGGACCUGACGCUGUCCAGGAAUACAAUCAGUUUUAUCACACCUCACGCGUUUGCUGACUUGCGCAAUUUGCGGGCUUUGCAUUUGAACAGCAACCGAUUGACUAAGAUCACCAAUGACAUGUUCAGUGGGCUCUCCAAUCUUCAUCACUUGAUACUUAACAACAACCAGCUGACUCUUAUUUCUUCCACAGCUUUCGAUGAUGUUUUAGCUCUUGAGGAAUUGGAUUUGUCUUACAACAACCUGGAAACGAUCCCCUGGGAUGCUGUGGAAAAGAUGGUUAGCUUGCACACCCUCAGUCUGGACCACAAUAUGAUUGAUCAUAUUCCUAAGGGGACCUUCUCCCAUCUCCACAAGAUGACCAGGUUAGACGUCACGUCUAACAAACUGCAGAAGCUACCACCUGACCCUCUCUUUCAGCGAGCUCAGGUACUGGCAACCUCAGGAAUUAUCAGCCCUUCUACUUUUGCGUUAAGCUUUGGUGGAAACCCUUUGCAUUGCAACUGUGAGCUCUUGUGGCUGAGGCGUCUCUCCAGAGAAGACGACCUGGAGACGUGUGCCUCUCCCCAGCUGCUGUCGGGCCGGUACUUCUGGUCGAUCCCUGAGGAGGAGUUCCUGUGCGAACCUCCUCUCAUUACCAGGCACACCCACGAGCUGAGGGUGCUGGAGGGCCAAAGGGCAGCGCUGAGGUGCAAGGCCCGGGGGGAUCCAGAGCCAGCAAUUCAUUGGAUUUCACCUGAGGGCAAACUUAUUUCUAACGCAACAAGGUCUGUGGUAUAUGACAACGGUACACUCGACAUCCUCAUCACAACAGUGAAGGACACGGGCUCUUUCACCUGCAUCGCUUCCAACCCAGCAGGGGAAGCCACACAGACGGUGGACCUGCACAUAAUCAAGCUCCCUCACUUGCUGAACAGCACUAACCACAUCCACGAGCCUGACCCUGGCUCCUCGGAUAUCUCAACGUCCACCAAGUCGGGCUCCAAUGCAAGCAGCAGCAAUGGGGAUACAAAAGUCAGCCAAGACAAGAAGGUGGUUGUUGCUGAAGCGACAUCAUCUACUGCUCUGCUGAAAUUCAAUUUUCAAAGAAACAUACCUGGAAUACGCAUGUUCCAGAUCCAGUACAAUGGCACUUACGAUGACUCUCUGGUGUACAGGAUGAUACCUCCCACGAGCAAAACCUUCCUGGUGAACAACCUGGCUGCUGGGACCAUGUAUGACCUGUGCGUCUUGGCCAUCUACGACGACGGGAUCACCUCGCUGACCGCCACCAGGGUGGUGGGCUGCACGCAGUUCACCACCGAGCAGGACUACGUGCGCUGCCACUUCAUGCAGUCCCAGUUCCUGGGCGGGACCAUGAUUAUCAUCAUCGGCGGGAUCAUCGUGGCCUCGGUGCUCGUGUUCAUCAUCAUCCUCAUGAUCCGGUACAAGGUGUGCAACAACAACGGGCAGCACAAGGCCACCAAGGUCAGCAACGUUUACUCGCAGACGAACGGGGCCCAGGUGCAGGGCUGCGGCGGGGCGCUGUCCCAGUCUGCCUCCAAGCAGGCGGUGGGGCACGAGGAGGCCGCCCAGUGCUGCCGGGCCGCAGGCGACGGCGCCGGACCCUCGCCGGAGCCCAGCCCCGGCCCGGAGGCCACCACUACCUCGCCCUCUCCUCACGCGUGGGCCGCCGGCGCCUCCGCUGCCCAGAAGCCGAAGCGGAAGCCGGGGCCAAAGCCCAGCAGCGAGCCGCAGAGCGAAGCUGCCACGAGUAUCGAGUCCCAAAACACUAACAGAAAUAACUCCACUGCUCUGCAGCUAGCUAGCCGUCCCCCCGACUCUGACCAAGGGGUCCCCACGUACAAAAGAGCACAAUCCAAGCCAAAAGCUGGGGCUGACCUGAAGGACACCCACACUGCUCCACUCCCUGAAAGCAGUUGCCCCAACGUGGUUAUGCGGCAGAAAACAAAGCGAUCCCAGUGCACCAAGGAUUGAUGCCACACCGUCCUCACACUGCCCAGACAAUUUCUUCAAGUCACAGCUGAGGCCAGGAGGCUGUGGAGGUCGGCAGUGUCGGACAAACAUUCCUUCCCAGCUCACAGAUUCCCCAUCUUCCGUCUGCCACAUUCAGUCUAAAUACCUUUUUUUCUGGUGUCUGAGGUUUUUAUAAAACUAACAAUGAAAACUUGGGUGGCAACAGCUGCAGUACCACUUGUGUCAAACGUUGCCAGUGGUGACUUCACAAACUGUAACCAUGGUAGCUUACA
Molecule: messenger RNA, 2480 nt
Organism: Centrocercus urophasianus (Greater sage-grouse)
Lineage: Eukaryota; Metazoa; Chordata; Aves; Galliformes; Phasianidae
Gene: LRFN5
Product: leucine rich repeat and fibronectin type III domain containing 5
Exons: 3
Coding region: 1-2208 (735 amino acids)
Molecular function (GO): protein binding
Source: RefSeq, a predicted model, not a curated record